GAAAGCUCAGGUAGUACGCUUGUGGCGAACCCUGCCACCGGCUGCCUCCGUUGCCACACUUUACGGGCUUCAGGGACCCCUUGGCCCAGCCUGUGCUUUGGCCUCCCGGCGUUACUAGCGCCGGCAGGGUAGCGCUAGCUGCCCCGCUGGCCGUGUCUUCACGUGCUGAAGCCGCCGCAGUGACCCGCCCCCGGGCCGAGGAUGUGAAGCUGCCUGGGCGUCCCCGCACCGGGCCCGGGUGCCGGAGUGGGCGACUCGGUGGCGCCGGGCGAUGGCUCUGCUGCCGGUGCUCCUCGCCUCCUGGGGCCUGGGACAGUGAGGGGACCCGCGGGCUUGAGGAAGCGGCCCCCGCGCGGUGGGGGCGAAGGGCCCGCAGGCGCCAUGGAAGGGGUGCUUUACAAGUGGACCAACUAUCUGAGCGGUUGGCAGCCUCGAUGGUUCCUUCUUUGUGGGGGGAUAUUAUCCUAUUAUGAUUCUCCUGAAGAUGCUUGGAAAGGUUGCAAAGGAAGCAUCCAGAUGGCAGUCUGUGAAAUUCAAGUUCAUUCGGUAGAUAACACACGCAUGGACCUGAUAAUUCCUGGUGAACAAUACUUCUACCUGAAGGCCAGAAGUGUAGCUGAGAGACAGCGGUGGCUAGUGGCCCUGGGAUCAGCCAAGGCUUGCCUUACAGACAGUAGGACACAAAAGGAGAAAGAGUUUGCUGAAAACACUGAGAACUUGAAAACCAAAAUGUCGGAACUAAGACUCUACUGUGACCUCCUUGUUCAGCAAGUAGAUAAAACAAAGGAAGUGACUACAACUGGUGUGUCCAAUUCUGAGGAGGAAAUUGAUGUGGGAACUCUGUUGAAAUCAACCUGCAAUACUUUUCUGAAGACUUUAGAAGAAUGCAUGCAGAUUGCAAAUGCAGCCUUCACCUCUGAGUUACUGUAUCGAACUCCCCCAGGCUCGCCUCAGCUGGCUGUGCUCAAGUCCAAUAAGAUGAAACAUCCUAUUGUACCGAUUCAUAAUUCACUGGAAAGGCAAGUGGAAUUAAACAAUUGUGAAAAUGGAUCUUUAAAUAUGGAAAUAAAUGAUGAUGAAGAAAUCCUGAUGAGAAACAAGAACUCCUUAUAUUUGAAACCUGCUGACACAGAUUGCAGCAUAUCAAGUGAAGAAAAUACAGAUGAUAAUGUAACAGUCCAAGGUAAAAUAAUAAAGGAAGAUGGAGAGGAAAACCUGGAAAAUCAUGACAGCAAAUUGGCACAGCCUGGAUCAGACUGCUCAAGUUGUUCUCCAGAAUCUCAGUGGGAGGAAAGCCAAGAAGCUAUCCCAACUUUCUUUAGCACCAUGAAUACCAGCUUUAGUGACAUUGAGCUUCUGGAAGACAGUGGCAUCCCCACAGAAGCAUUCUUGGCAUCAUGUUAUGCUGUAGUUCCAGUAUUAGACAAACUUGGCCCUACAGUAUUUGCUCCUGUUAAAAUGGAUCUUGUUGGAAAUAUUAAGAAGGUAAAUCAGAAGUAUAUAACCAAUAAGGAAGAAUUCACCACCCUCCAGAAGAUAGUGCUGCAUGAACUAGAGGCUGAUGUAGCCCAGGUUAGGAACUCAGCCACGGAGGCCCUCUUGUGGCUGAAGAGAGGGCUCAAAUUCUUGAAGGGAUUUUUGACAGAAGUGAAAAAUGGAGAAAAGGAUAUUCAGACAGCCCUGAAUAAUGCUUAUGGUAAAACAUUACGGCAGCACCAUGGCUGGGUAGUUCGAGGGGUUUUUGCGUUAGCUUUGAGGGCAGCUCCAUCCUAUGAAGACUUUGUGGCUGCAUUAACCAUAAAGGAAGGUGACCACCAGAAAGCAGCUUUCAGUGCUGGGAUGCAGAGGGACCUCAGCCUUUACCUCCCUGCCAUGGAAAAGCAGCUGGCGAUACUGGACGCUUUAUACGAGGUCCAUGGACUGGAGUCCGACGAGGUGGUAUGACAUCUUCGGGACAGCUGCCUCCUAACUUCAGGGAAGAAUGUUUGCUGAAGUGU
Messenger RNA from Condylura cristata (star-nosed mole), 1997 nucleotides. RefSeq names its product pleckstrin homology domain containing, family A (phosphoinositide binding specific) member 8 (gene PLEKHA8). Gene Ontology annotation, biological process: ceramide transport; intermembrane lipid transfer. Lineage: Eukaryota; Metazoa; Chordata; Mammalia; Eulipotyphla; Talpidae. The transcript is spliced from 14 exons. Bases 382 to 1944 code for a protein of 520 amino acids. The record is from RefSeq and is a predicted model, not a curated record. Gene Ontology annotation, cellular component: cytoplasm; membrane; cytosol. Gene Ontology annotation, molecular function: ceramide 1-phosphate transfer activity; ceramide 1-phosphate binding.